This is a messenger RNA of Leguminivora glycinivorella, 2899 nucleotides long. RefSeq lists its product as uncharacterized. Lineage: Eukaryota; Metazoa; Arthropoda; Insecta; Lepidoptera; Tortricidae. The coding region runs from base 47 to 2275 and encodes 742 amino acids. The record is from RefSeq and is a predicted model, not a curated record. The transcript is spliced from 13 exons.
CGCAACGUUGCGAGCUCUACACCAACAUGCUGGCGCCAUCGAACCUAUGCAUUUCCUCUGUGACCUGCUCAAUGGCGUAUCAGAGUUUAAAGUCAGCCCAGCCCUGUCCCCACAUAGCGCGUUUUCCGUGGAACAGCUUCUUGCCUGCCUCUCAUCUUUGGCGCCGCGCACCAACACCGGCCCUACUGUCCUCGCCAGCGCCCUCGUGCUUCAGGCUUUAGUCUCCUAUCAACCAGAAGACCUUGACCUACGAAGCCAGACAGGAGUAAAGCUGGUAGAAGUCUUAGGAGUCUGGUUUGGACUGCUCGUCGCUAGCUUAAACCAUUCUAUGCUGGCUGGAGAUACGGAGAUGUGUGGAAUGAUCUUCGCCGUGACGUGUAAACUAGGAGUGGAUGUUAUGAGGCUAGCGAAACUCCUCAACAGCGGAAACCGAAACCCCAGCUUCGUGCAAUCAAUCCUCGCUGACGAGCAAGAAAUCACGGCAUUAAAGCAAUGUGCGAUCGCGCUCCGGGAUUCCAUACACAGGGUUCUGCUGGAAAUGAUCGGAUUUACUAAGGAAAAUCUAGAGCAGAUAUCUACUGAAGAAUAUGGAGUGUUCCUGAAGUUUAUGCUGAACUUCUUAUACGAAGCGACCUCUGAACAGCAACCGGAGUUCUGUGACGUUUUGUUCUCGAAAGGAUAUCUGACUAUGCUGCCCCAGUGCCAAAUCUCCAGAAACGAUAUGACGGUCCGCAAUGUGAGCACCCUAAUACUUGGAGAAAUGCUGAAAGGAUUAGCUCAGAAAUAUCUAGACACCGACUCAAGAUCGGACCACAAUACUUGUUCCAGAGAUAUACACAUGGGUCUAGUAGAACUCCAGAACGGAAUAGAACAGCCACAUAGCAUCGGAGACCAGUUGCAGAAGAACCGACCAUACAGCCUGCUAGUCUACAUUUACUUCUACUGCCAAUCUUCUGACAACCCUGAAGAAGCCACGGCGCCGCUGCUACCAUACUUGGUGGAGCACAUUCUCCGCUUGCCAAGGAACUUUACGCCGCCACCGUACAUAAUAAAGGCUCUUUGGCUAGUUUUUGCACUGUCCCAAUGGUUCAAAACCGAAGACUCCUUACCAUCAGAACUGACCACCGACCCCGCCGUAUGGGAGCUCCUGCUCACCAUCCUCACGUCCAGCAAGGACGCUCAAGUCCUGCAGAACUGCAACAAAACCAUCUACAGUUGUCUGGAAGAAAUAGAUGAGGAUGGGAAAGAGGACUUCGGGCUGAUGGUUUGGCCGGUGUUGCCUGAGGUGCUGUCUAGAGCGUUGAUUGACUUCGAUAGUAUGAUAGAGACUAACAUCUGCUACCUUCUAGAACUAUCAUCUACGCUAGUACCCUCUGUUCUUGACGACGCCCUCUGUCUGAAGUUAGCUGUCCUCACAACCGCCAUAUUCACUAAGGACCAGGACGAGGCGCGGUACGACUACAAAUUCGCGUGUCUCAGGCUGAGCUUCUAUUUGUUAAGCUUAGCUAAUAAGCAGAAUGAUAAUAGAGUGCUAGUGACAUACAUGAGCCGAGCCGGUUUCCUUCCCCGUGUCCUCGCCGUAACCAACAGCAUGGACACCAGAGUGGCCUGUGUUGCCCUACAACUGCUGUCCUACAUCGUGCAUUACUUCACCAAGUACAAUUAUCAACCAAGGUCCCUCCUCCAAAUCCAAUCACACCAAAUAAUCCAGUCUCUCCGGAACGACAGUAGUUCAGAGCGCGGGGCGUCUCUGAUUCAGCUGGUGUACAUGAUUCUCAACUCUGGACCGAACACGCCUUUAGUUCUCUCUUGUGAUAUGGAAACUUCUGUGGAACAACAGUAUAAUGCACUGCGGGCUCUGUUGUUGCGGAUUCAGAUGCUGUGUUGCAAGGAAUCUAAAAACCAACCAUCCGGCGGUUGGAAAACCCUCGGCGCUAUAUUCCGUCACGCGAUUAUCAACAAAAGCGACUCCAAGCUCGUCGCCACACUGACAUCGCAACCGUGGACGCACACCCUCAUACACUUCCAAAUAACACAAGAUAUUACUGAAGAAUUCCUAACGUUCACACAAACAUGGCUCAGUCUCAUGAAGAUCACGUUGAAGAACUCGAGAGAAAAGCAGAAAAGUAAAAUGUGUAAGCAGAGCUUGGUUUGUAAGACGCUGUUGUUGAUAAAGAAGUAUUUGGUGGUUGGAGAAGAUGAUGGGGUUGAGGUUAAGCAGAAGAUCUUGGGGACUGUGAAAGAGAUUUUAGAUGAUUCGGAUUUAAACGUAUAACGAUACAUGUUACUUACCUCGUUUCUAUUAUUUUUGUUAGCGCAUAACAUUGUUGUGAGUAGAUAAUAAAGAGUGCUAUACAAAUAAAUAUACACAUUGUAACAUCGCGAACAAAUAAAUAUUAUGUUGUUGUGAUUUUACAUAUUACGACAGUUCCACACUGAAAUGUGUACCCAUUGCCAAAAAGGUCAUGUCAAAACCUAUUUAUAUAAAAGUCGAAUCUAGCCUGUGUCGGGUGGACUUAUUUCAAAUAUUCGUAGAUAAUUGGAAUAGGUGGAGAUGAUAUACCUAAUUAAAUUAAAUUAUCUUUUUAUUUUCUUCUGAUUUGACUAACUGAGCAUAAGUAAAUAAGUUUGAUUUAUUACCUCACCCGUUAGAGCGAUUUUCCGACGUCGAUUGAGUAACUUAAAGUAAUGUCAACGAAAUUAUACUUUCUACUUUUACGUGGCUCAGGUGCAGUCAUUAUAUACUUACCCUGUCAGUGUCUGAUACGAACCGAUAUUGUUAUUUAACAGUAUAAUUUGUAAGAAUCAAUUAUCACAGUUAUUCAAUGGAUCAUAAGUUUGAAUUACUGUUAAGGUGUAAAAUUACCUAUUAUAGAUAGUAGUUAAUAAAGCUGUCCUG